AUGAGCUUCAUCAAAAAUGAUGCACCAGAAAUAGAAGUGGAACGUCCUUUUGUUCAUACGGGGGUUGGUUAUGAAGCUCAAUUAAUAUGCAUAGUUCAUGCAGAACCACCACCUCAUGUAAUAUGGUACAAAGAAACUACACAGCUUGGCACCACCGAGCAACAUUCACAGCAGAAUAGAGGAAAUCGUCAUAGUCUCAUAAUUCGGAAUGUAACGUACAGUGAUUUGGGAAAUUACACUUGCCAGGGUGCAAAUAAUUUGGGAAAGGACAGAGCUUCGCUAACAUUAAGCGGAAUCCCGUCAAUAUGCGAAUUCGAUUCGCAAACGUUGAGCAGUUUCCGUGACCAAUACAAUAUUUCAUGGACGGUACAGAGCUUUGCACCGAUUUUGGAGUAUCGGCUAUUCUUUCGCAAACAAAGUUCCAGCAACGAAAUUCAUUACGAACGAUUGACGAACCACAACAAUUACAUAUCACAACAAUUCCAUACUUCAGCCCACGAACGACACCCCGAAUGGGAAAAUAUUGUCAUACCUCAAAUGUAUCAAACGUAUAAUCAGCACAGUAGCAGUCAACCAUAUCAUCCCAAUCUUAAUUACCGUCAUAGAAUGUCUUACUUAAUUAAAAACCUAACACCAGCCUCCAAUUAUGAAGCAAGAGUACAAGCACGUAACGAUCAUGGCUGGAAUAAACUUUCGAGUACCUUUCAUUUUUCAACGCGAGCCGAAGACUUGGAAUCGGAACCGUCUGCUCAACCUGCUGUCUUGAAAACCGCCGGCGUUGUUGACAAAGAUGCAUUCAACAGCUCCACCAUCAACGUAGCCUCACUCACUUCAAACUUAGUUAUUUUUGUACUUGUAUUAAGUAUGAUUUUAUGCUUAUGAUCCAUUUAACUAAUUUACGUAAAUCUUAAAGUUGUAUAAAGAUUGAAAAAACGAGAACUUCUAUUUAUAAAAAACAAAAAAAUUUAAUUGGAAAAUGCAAAAAAAAA
Molecule: messenger RNA, 989 nt
Organism: Bradysia coprophila
Lineage: Eukaryota; Metazoa; Arthropoda; Insecta; Diptera; Sciaridae
Product: limbic system-associated membrane protein-like
Biological process (GO): synapse organization; homophilic cell-cell adhesion
Cellular component (GO): plasma membrane; axon; neuronal cell body
Molecular function (GO): protein binding; axon guidance receptor activity
Source: RefSeq, a predicted model, not a curated record